GAAUAGUGUAUUACAAUCAUGCAGUGCAAUCAAAUACAUUGAUUCAUUGUAUCGUGAGAAAACGCAGUACUGUAUCCUAUUGUAAAAGCGCAAUGCAAUACAAAUCGUGCAGCUGAGGCGAAUGCAGAGUACAGUAUGUUCGUCUCUGUAGAGAGGAGACAGUCCGCUGACUCCCUUUGGAGCCUCCCCCUCCUCCGUUUCUCGGCCGUCUUCUCUGUAACCCCGCUCCCAUCGCGAGUGAGAUAGAGGCUGGCGUGUUGCGCAAUCAAACAGGGAGCGGGCUGUGUACUCACCCUGAACCAGAUCCAAUGCAAGGGGGAGUGUUUCACGUGAAGUGUGUUGUAUUAACCGUCUUCACUUCUGUGCAGCGCUGGACGGGAAUGUGUAUUCGAUCUGUGAAGGAAGGAUGUGAGGAAAACGCGUAGUGAAGCUUGGAUUUAUAUCUACCUUGGUUUUUAGCGUCAUACUUUCCAAAACAAGCUUUCUUCUUGUGUUUCUUGUUGCAAAACUGGUCCCUGCAAAGCUGUCCACGGAACACCAGCUUGUCUAGAUGCGCAGAAGAGGUCCAUUAUGGGACACGCAUCAGAAAAUAACAGAACAGUUACGAGAAGAGGAAAACGAGGAGGUAAACAAAAGAAGACUCAGAAAUACCACUCAGCAGAGACUUUAGGGUACAACUUAUCAGGGUGUGUGGGUACAGUGAGUCGUCACCAUGGCCCUGGUGCAGACUCUGCUCGUUCCUAUUGAUCACCAGAACGCCGGCAUCGAUCUCCAGCAUCGGGCUGUUUCCAGAUCCCCCUCCAGCCACAGUGCAAUGGGUUCGGUCAGCAGCCUGAUCUCGGGGCGCAGCUAUCAGGAGCAUCCAUGCAACACCACUGACUUCCCCUCCAAGAGCCGCAAGCCAGUGUUGGGACCCAACUACUUCCGCCAGCAAGAUGGGCAGCUCAGGAACGGCUGCUCUAAGGACCCCCUGGUCAGUGCUGUGCCAGCCAGGAAGGCAGCCCCUGUUACCGGGAGCAACAGUAAUUAUGCUUACCUCAACGAGGAAUUUGUUGGGGACUGGAAUGACAAUAAUAUGACUCCCGGCAGCCCUUGUAGCGAUCCCGAGGAACUUCGGGAAGCAAAAGCAGCAAACGGGAACAUCGGGGGACCCCCGCCAAAACUGAUUCCUGUUUCCGGAAAACUGGAAAAGAACAUUGAGAAGAGGUUAAUCCGACCCACAGCCUUUAAACCUGUGGUGCCCAGGAACCGAAACUCUGUGCAGUACCUCUGUCCACGGCCAGGGGGCAGCGCAGGGAGUGGCAGCAACCUGUCAGAGAGCCAGGGCAGCCUGAACCUGCUCCUCCCGGCAGACAAGCGCAGCUCCUACAGCGGGGGACGCAACGGCAGCAACCAGUCCUGUACCAUGUCAGACUCUGGCAGGAACUCUCUGUCCAGCCUGCCCACCUGCAGCACCAGCUACAGCCUGUCCCAGACUGAGGCCCCCAGCGCACACCUGGACCCCUCCCGGGCAGCCCCCAGGCAUGGCCACUCCAACUCGGACAGCGGGCGCUCCUCAUCCAGCAAGAGCACUGGUUCUCUGAGCGGCCGGGGGCAGCCCCUCUCAGACAGCGGAUCCUGUGGCCGCUCCCCUGGCCCAGCGGAGGUGGAGGAGGGGCUGAUCCGCGAGCUGGAGGAGAAGCUGAGAGAGAGGGAGCUGGAGCUGCAGCAGCUAAGGGGCAACCUGGACGAGAAUGAAGCCGCCAUCUGUCAGGUGUAUGAGGACAAGCAGAAGCGCUGUGAGUUGGAGCUGGAGGACCUGCGUCAGAGCUGCUCCUCUAAGCUGAAGCAGGCCUCCCAGAAGGCUCAGCGUGCCCAGCAGGUCCUGCAGCUGCAGGUCUUCCAGCUCCAGCAGGAGAAAAAGAAACUGCAGGAUGACUUCAGUCAGCUCCUUCAGGAGAGGGAGCUCCUGGAGAAGAAGUGUGCCUCCAUGGAGCAGCAGCACACCGAGCUGGGGCCCCGGCUGGAGGAGACCAAGUGGGAGGUUUGCCAGAAGUCUGGAGAGAUCUCCCUUCUCAAGCAACAGCUGAAGGAUUUGCAGACAGACUUGAGCUUGAAAGCCAGUGAGAUUAUUUCCUUGAAGGCGCAACUGCGCGAGUCCAGGGCCGAGCUGCAGACUGCCCAGGCGCACCUCCAGGAGCUGCACUCAGCCACACGCACACGCACCCUGGAGCUGGAGGUAUGCGAGAAUGAACUGCAGCGCCGCAUCAGCGAGGCUGAGCUCCUGAGGGACAAGGUGGGCCGGUUGGAGGAGGAGGUUGUCCGUCUUCGGGAAGCGCUGAAAACCUCCAAUGGGCAGUGCCUAGGGAGGAGCUUCGGCCUGUCUGCACCCACAGGCUCGGGCUACAGGGAGGAAGAGCAGUCCAUGGCAUGUGAGAGUGAUGAAGCCAAAGCCCAGCGUCAGAAUGCAGAUGCCCUGCAGGGCCUGAAACAGCAAGUGGAGAGGCUGAGGGCAGAGCUGAUGUACGAGAGGCGGAAGAGCGAGGACCAGUCGGAGAACUUUGAGUACGAGAAGCGGAUCUGGCAGGAGGAGAAGGAGAAGGUUAUCCGCUACCAGAAGCAGCUGCAGCAGAACUACAUACAGAUGUACCGCAGGAACCAGGAGCUGGAGGGGGCCAUGAGGGAGCUGAGCCUGGAGUUGGAGACCCGGGAGCUGGAGGAUUUCGAGGUGCGCAGCACGGAGAUCAGAUUCGAGGAAAUCACUGCCACAGAGAUUUAGCACCAGGGCUAAAAGCCAUUGGUCCAUCUGAGGCCAGUCGAGCUUCAAAGAAUCAACAUUUCAAAGACUCACGCCAAGCCCAGAGCUAUGGGGACACAGCAGGCUGGGAGAAUAUGCAAACAGUUUUUUAUGCAGCAUUCAGUCAGAUAAUCUAUUUUGUAAAACCCCAGGGAGGUGACCCCUUCCCUGGGCACACACAACAGUGCCAUUCUGUGCUAUAGAGGGUUAACAGUUAUCUGGAUAGGCUUCUGUUUCUUCCUCUGCAAUGGGAAGUAAAGCAGCAAACCGAUGCAUAACGGUAUUGAACAACAUGUGCUUUUUUUUCAAAAAGGGAAACCAAUGGGUCUGAAUUCAGGACUUGCCGCUAUUUCAGUAACCAAGCUUGUUUAGCACAAAGAAACCUUCGUUAAGACCAGAUCUGUGUUUGGCCCCAGCGGAUUGCCCUAAAACCGAAUCACACGCUAUGAAGAGGAGUUAGCAGAACUAUGCCUAUGGGGUAAGACCUGGAGGUGUUAAGGAGCCAUGGCUUUAGUCUGCCAUUCCUGUAAGGGGAUUCAUAUGUCAUAUUUCAGGUUGAAUGUGGCACUGCAGUACACCAAAUCUGUUGCUACAAAACCUCUUUUUGUGAUCUGUUGUUUUUGGAUACAUUUGUUUUUGGACCUUGAGAAACUUUUAUUAAUAAAACAGAGACACAGCCAAGUCCUUCUGAUCAGUCCUCCCAGUUAACAUGCCAAACACCAUUCGGAAGAAACUUGAUUGGGUUCGUGUUGAGCUGAUGAUGAUGAUGAAGUGUCUAUUGAAUAAAAGCUUCCCAGAGAGGGUGUGCAGUUUCCAUACCUGAAGGGAUCAAUUCUAAUUUUGAUGGUUGAAGUUGAACCCACUUUUCAGAUGUAUAUUUUUGUAUGAUGAACUGCAAAAGCCAAAAUUGUUUUUUUUGUACCUAAACGCUUAAUAAACCACAUUUCCUUAUAAUAGUCGCAGACAAAAGUAUUGGCCCUCUAUGCUUAAAGUUUAUUUUAUUUUAUUUUUUUUUUGAUAAAGAUUAUUUGCUACAGCACUAGAAAUGGUGUGUUUUGCUUUUUGUUAAAGUUUGCUCAAUACUUGUCCUUUUAAUCUGUUACCUUGAAUUCUAGUAUGAGUCUAGUGUGCUGUUACUUUUGUCUGCGUCUGUACAUGCUGUAGAUAGUUUGUGCAGCUUGCUGAUGUAGGCUGUGGAUGUAAUUCACUGCUAAGGAUGUAAUCGUGUGACCAUUGUUUAUCUCCAGCUCUUACUGGAAGGACUCUUUCUGUCUCUAUUCCCUCUUAUCUAUAGGGUUUCUGUCUGCAGGAUGCUGCUCCCAAGUAAAGCCUGACUUCACAAGUUAACUGAAUUAAAACCCCAAUAAUAGAGUGCUCCCCUAUAUGCCAUUAAUCCCCUCCUAAAUGAACUGUGUUUAAAAGGAAACUGUCAAGAUUUUAUUCCAGCAAAGCCUCUUAAGAACUUGCUGCCCUGAUAAAGCAGCAUUUGUGGAUAAAACUAAUCGGCAGUGUGCCAGUCUCCACACUUCCAGGACUGCGCUUUCUCGACACUUCCAGGACUGCGCUGC
Messenger RNA from Polyodon spathula (Mississippi paddlefish), 4344 nucleotides. Its product is annotated as leucine zipper putative tumor suppressor 2 homolog. Gene Ontology annotation, biological process: cell division; negative regulation of canonical Wnt signaling pathway. The transcript is spliced from 6 exons. Lineage: Eukaryota; Metazoa; Chordata; Actinopteri; Acipenseriformes; Polyodontidae. Bases 713 to 2758 code for a protein of 681 amino acids. The record is from RefSeq and is a predicted model, not a curated record.